CUGGAGUGCAGAUGUGAAUAAAGUUGAAUCCAGGAUAUCGUUGGGUGACAAAAAAUGGGGAAUGAUUUGGAUACUCUGCUUCCUUCUUGAUGUGGUGGUUGAGUUUCUGGUCACGACAUGUUGUGCUGACCUUUUUAAGAGUUCAGUUAACGUGUUUGGAAAAUGAAGUUUAUUGCCUUCUUCUAUUCUAAAAUUCAUUGAAUGGACAUAAAAAUCUGAUUCUUUAGAGACAGUGAGGAAUGUCUUGAGGAUGGCUGAUCUUCUUGUAGAGUUAUGUAGUGAUAGUUGGAAUGCUCCAGAUUUUAAGAAGAGUCAGAUCCGCCUUGUUGUGUUCAAGGACCAUGACAUCAGGGGUCGAAAUAUCCUGUUCGAUUCCAAGGCUAUCAAGAAGGUGGAGGAAUUCGAGGGUGAAAACAAGAGGAGUGAGAAUAAGAAGAGUGAUAACUGCCACACCAGAGGUUAUGGACAGAAACAGACCCCAUCUCAACCAAAUGUUGAAAAGCCUACCACAUCACCCUCACAAUCACCAAAAAUAUCGGGGAAAUAUCAGUAUUCAAGAGUUGGAUCAGAUACCAAAAUGUUGGGGGAGAUGAUAUUUGGAUCCGCCUGCUUGUCAUAUCGGGGGUCAUCACUGAAGGUGCACCAGUUCCGAUGUCCACCCCAGCUUAUGUUCACCCAUGUGUUUGAAGCAAAUUCGAAAAAUAGAGGAACAUCCUGGGAAAUGGAGAACUAUGACUCCUACAGCCUCCAGAGUUCGCUGGGUGAUCUGACACCAGGAAAACAGAUCUACUGCCGUGAAAGAACAAACUCUGGCACCAUGAGUUCGUUCAGUUUGGCCAACAGUGUUCCAGUUGAGAUCCCCUUGCCAUCAAGUCAGACUCAUAACUAUCAGGAUGACAGCGGUCUAUCCACAUCAUUUUGUUCCAGUGGCAGCUUUCCAAACCCUUUUCCGUCCCCUAGCAGCUCAUCAAGUAUUAAUUCCAAUAGCUAUAACAGCCUCCAUCGGCGGUGGAUGAGAAGUCAUCAGACUUGCCUGGAGUAUGGUGUGCGGAGGCGGACUGCAGAGAGAGAGGAGGGCUUGCUACCCCAGCAUCACUUGCAUACUCAGGAGCCCACUCCAGGAAUAGGAUGCAAGAGACAGUCUAAGAUUGGUAUGGGAAUUGUGAUUGCCAUGUUUGGAGAGAAGGAAGAGGAGAGAAAUGGUCACUUCCAGAACUUUUUCUUCUCUCACAUCACGCUGUUUGAAGCCCAUGUUCAGAAGCUGCGAAUAAAUGUUGAAAAAGCCUUCAUCAACAAGCGAGAUUUCGUUCAUAUCAUCAUGGAGAGUCUUGACCGUUUCCGAGAUGAGAUCUAUGACUUGUACACUGCCCCUAGACUGACUGAACCAGUCUGGUUGAAUAUGAUGUCCUAUAGCCUCCACCGGCAAACUGUGUGUCAUCAAUUCAUGAAAGAGUUCAUUGGAAGCGUAGAAAAAUACGAAACAAAGGCUACAAACUUUUUCAUCAGUACUCUUGUGACGGCAGUGUUGACAUACCACCUGGCCUGGAUCCCAACUGUCACCCCUGCUGGUGCUAUCCCUUCAAGGACAUACCUCGAUAAACACUCGGCUAAGUGGCUGGACACACUCACCAAAUCACAUCCUUAUAACCCCCUCUGGGCCCAACUCAGUGACUUGUACGGUGCAAUCGGAUUCCCUCCUAAAAUCUGUCGGACAAUGGUCGUCGGAAAAAAACAAGAUCUCAUUUGUAAACUGCUAUAUAUUUUGAGUUACUUCAUACGGUGCAGUGAGGUUUAUGAAAAUAUUGAGUCUUUGGAGGAAAUUCGAGAUGAUGAGUUGGAUUUUCUUGAUAGGAGUAUGGACCGGAAUGUGUUUGGUGAUAUGCUGCCUAUCAAGGAGGAUCGCACUCCGGAGAUGUCACCAAAACAUAGCGUAUCCUCCAUAGACGAGCAGAAACAACGUGAUUUAGUUACGGAUUUCGUUUCAAAGUGUGAUGUACGGGAUGAGUCUGAUUUGGGUGGUGCUGCAGGUAUGCUUGGGUUAAGUGUUUCAGAUACUGCCCUGCCAUGCCACUCGGAUUCUAUGAACUCUUCUAAGAGAAUUGAUGCCGAGUCAGUGUGUUCAAAAUCCAAGACUACUGCCAGUGCCUUUAGUGAAUUAGACAGAGAAAGGACCGAAGAUUUCACUUCUACAUAUCAGGCAAAUCAAAAUGUGACUAUUUCUAUCUGUGAUAACUCGCCGUCUCCUAGGAACUAUGACAGUGAUGACACAUUGUGUAGCACAACCAAAAGUGAUCUCACUGUGGAUUUGGAAAGUUCUGAGGGGGACAUUGGGAGAUGUAAACUGUCACCUUUAUGUAUGUUGCCACAUCAGGUUGAAGAUACUCGCCAUGUUCGAAGGGAUAACCCAGUUUUCUUGAAAACAGACAAUGUCACUGCGCUGGCCACGGUUACCAGUAAAGACCUGGUUGAGAGUGACAGCCCGACAAAGAGGUAUAUGCGACUGCCAUCAAAGGAUGAAGUGGUUACAAAUGAAUUGGACGAUCUUUUUGAUGGACACACCGAAGUCGGCAUGAUUUGUGAUAAAGAUGGAAAAUUUCAUGGGAUUAUAAGCAGUGAAGCCCGAGACGAUAUGCAGAGAAGUGAUAAUUUUCUACCCGAGGCCUUUCAAAGUAUGACUGACUCUCAGUACAGCAGUGGCACGUACAAUAGUCUGAACUCAUAUCCAACACAUCCCUGUAGUGAUCAAGCAGAUUCCCUGUAUGAUUCAUACCAACGAGGAGAAGACAGCUUGGAUAUUGAGGAAACGCCAGUCCCUGUAAAACCAAAUUCACAAUUUUUAAAUGAAAGUAUAAAGACAGUGAAAACGCUUCAUGCAAAUGAUAAACCUACAAUGAACAUUGCUGAAAUAUUAAAGCAGCGGGCAGCUGAGGCAGCAGCAGUUGCAGAUACUCCAAUGAGUCUGACAUUAACAAGUGUUCCUAUGAGUCAGACAUCAACAAGUGUUCCUAUGAGUCCAGUUAGUUUCUGUGCAUCUUCUAGUCCAACCCCAUCUCGCACUGCAUCUUGCUUCAGCCCCACCCAGUCGGAGAAAAGUGACGAUGUUGAGCGGGGAUCAGAGAUAUGUGGUUCACCGCCAAAACCUGUCCGGAGUCGCAGUAGGAAUAAUAGCGGUGAUAAACCUUCAAUCACACGUCAGACGAGCCGGACCAACACUCCGGGCCGAACCCGGUCUGUCACGCCAACAGAACUUGGUCGGCGCCGCCAUGCGUCAUCUAAUAGUGCUGCUGAUUCCGAUGCGUUUGAUCCAUUCCUGAAUCUAAAGGAAAUGCCAAUGCCAAGGAGUGAAGACGAUGUCCUGGAGAGUAACGUCAAAGCAUUUGAACGUAACUUUGGACGAUCCCUACUGGCAGGUUACUCCAAGUGCUACCUUUCUGAUUUCGUCCUUCAUGGUACCUCAGAUGUGGAUUACACUUCAAAGCUGAUUGGUGACCUCGAGCUUGCCGCCCAGACAACUGUCCUAGAUGAACCGGUUAAUGAAGCUGUUUGCAUUGUGGCUGAUGCAGAUAAAUGGGAAGUAAAGCUGAUAUCAAGUCAGGUUGGGCCAUCAACUGACAAGGCUCCAGGAAUGACCAUCAAUGGGCCAUCCCAACUCGUAGCUAACCUAAUAGAAUCAGUUCAUGACAUGUGGAAGCUGAAGAUGUCACCAGAUUUUUGCCUGAUGCACUUGGAAGACAGAUUACAGGAGAUCUACUUCAAGAGUCGUAUGCUGUCUGAGUAUAUGAGGCACAGGAAAGUCGGUGAUGUGACGGAGCUGGCUACAGUCAUUGGUUGUGAUACCAGUGACUUGUCUCUCCUAUUUGCUGUGGCCGGUACACAUUCUCCCUCCCUUUCAUUCAGUUUGUUAUGAGGAAUGACUGAAAUCCUUACGACGACCAAAAAGUGUUGCAAUUCAAAGGAACUAUUUGAUGUUGGAGUGGACUUACAUAGUUCUUCAUGGAUUCAAUGGACAUUUGGGAUUGUUUAUCAAAGAAUUUGACGCUGGUGAUUAGCUUUCAAGUUGGGUUAUUUUUCAGUUGUACUUGUUAACAUGUUAGCAGUGGUCAAACUGAUACAAACAUAUUGCCAUGUUUUGUAGACACAAUUACCAGCACAUCAGUAGCUACAACUUGAUUCUUGAUGACACUUUCAUUUCACUGCAACAAUAUUCUUUUUGCUGAUCUCAUCACAAAAACAACUUGUUGUGGGGGCGGGGGCAUGUCUUUUUUUAAGCAAAUGUAUAUUGUGUCUUGUAUUUUCAUCUCCUAGGAUUGGUUCUGGGGCCAAAAGAGACUGAGUGCUGUGGCAUAUUUCCACAAUUGGUGUUUUUGAUGGGAGUCGUUUAUGAAGCCUGUAUGCAAAGUGUUGUUUACAACAUUCUACAACAUUUUCUACUUACCUAUGUGUUGUUAUUUAGUAUGCAAAAAUCACAGCUAUUGCUGUCAAUGGAGAGGUUUGAGGAUUUCGAAAAAUGGCUACAGGCUUCGAAAACGGCUUCUUUCAGGUGCUUUAUGAAUUGCCCUCUAAUUUAUUAGAGGUUGCCAUAACAUCAUCCUGCUGUUAAGAGGUCAAACUUAUGAUAAAUCAUACAAAUAGUACGUGACCAUAAUGAUUAAACAAAACAAAUGUUUAGAUUACAGUGAAUGUGCAUGAACAUAAUGUGACGUCAAGUUAACAAUAAAUUAUUGAAGUUUAAAGAA
Molecule: messenger RNA, 4736 nt
Organism: Lineus longissimus
Lineage: Eukaryota; Metazoa; Nemertea; Pilidiophora; Heteronemertea; Lineidae
Product: folliculin-interacting protein 1-like
Exons: 16
Coding region: 251-3907 (1218 amino acids)
Cellular component (GO): cytoplasm
Molecular function (GO): ATPase inhibitor activity; protein-folding chaperone binding
Source: RefSeq, a predicted model, not a curated record